Stylophora pistillata is the source of this 807-nucleotide messenger RNA. RefSeq names its product TPR and ankyrin repeat-containing protein 1. NCBI's taxonomy places the organism in Eukaryota, Metazoa, Cnidaria, Anthozoa, Scleractinia, Pocilloporidae. Gene Ontology annotation, molecular function: protein binding. The record is from RefSeq and is a predicted model, not a curated record.
CUUAAACAAAAGAACUCUUUGUUUCCCGAGCCAAUAGUUCUCUUGUUGGAAUAUUAAUAACAGUAGGUGACGUCACUGAUAUCUUUGCUAUUGGCUCAGACGUGCAGAAAUUUGUGGUUGUCGUUGGAUUGUCUCAAGAGUUGGGUCAUCCUCGGUGUAAAAACCUGACGAGGUUUUCUUUGUUUCAUAAGGGUUUGAGCUUUGAUGGCCUAUUAUUACCAGAACUUCCUUGGAACAGAUGACCUUCAAGCUGCAGCUUUUGACUACCUCAGACAGGGUUUUUAUUAUGAAGCAAUUGAUGGUUUUCAAGAGGUGAUCCGAAGGUUAUACAGAAAAAGUUGUCGUAAUGGGACUCUGCAAAACCUUGGGAAACUACGCAGAGGAUUAGCACAAGCACUUUAUUGUCACAGUGGGAACAAAUCCCAAGAUGCCUUGUGGCAAAUUGAACUCUGUAUUUCAGAGGGAAACCACGAAUAUUCUGAAGAGAGUGCAAAUUUUUGGGGAACUCUUGCUGAUAAGAGAGGCCACCAUCCCAGCGGAAGGCAGUCAGCUAUUAUUGGUUAUGAAAUUGCUCUUUACUUUGUGCCUCCAUGUAAUGUUCUCCUGACAGCUAGUCUUUUGUCUAAAAUGAUGCUGUUGUGUUGUAAGGCAGGACCAUCUUUUGCAGAGAAAGCCACAAUAUUGUUGAAGAAAGCCAAAGAAAUCCAGAUGUGUCCAUCACAGGUAAGUGUUUCUUUUUACUCUGCCUCUGUUGGUAUUAAAAAGAGACAUAUAAUAGAUUAUUCGAAUGACAUUAGAUUUUGUUAG